Molecule: messenger RNA, 2430 nt
Organism: Nicotiana tabacum (common tobacco)
Lineage: Eukaryota; Viridiplantae; Streptophyta; Magnoliopsida; Solanales; Solanaceae
Source: RefSeq, a predicted model, not a curated record
UGCUCUUCAGCACUCUAAUAAACAUGCAAUCGAAAAUACUAUUUUUAUGAGUACCUUAUACUAUUCAUGAAAUGAUAUUUGCAUUUCCUUUUUUUAACUAAACCAACACCCAACAGAAUUAAAAACGAUGAUGUAUUACGGUGAAAAAAAAGCGACGAGUUAUUACCGUGUCCGGCCGGUUUAUGUGAACCUACCACUCGAAACGAUGAGAAAAUACGGUUAUGGCGCAAAAACCUAACGAUCUCCUGAAGAUGACACCUUCGCUGCAUCAAGAAAACAGACAAUGUUUCCGCCAUCCUCCGCCGCGUCCACCGCCACCUCCACCACCAUCUUCCACCGCUAGUCCUUCAACGAACCCCAAAAAUUUCGCCCCAAUUCACUCCACAAAUUCGACUUCGUCAUCAUCAUCCGCGUUCGAUCAAUUACCCAAAAGGGUCACAAGGGACCUCCCCAAUUUGUCAGAUUGUCACGGCUGCCGUCUCCGAAUCAACCACACUGAUCCCAGCGACCGCCUUCAAACCCUAGAUAGCGUUUGGCGGAUAGUCCUUCUUUGCAAGAAGUGCAUCAGGAGUGUCAAUUCCGGCCAAACAUGCCCUUACUGUUUCAACAACACGGCUGAUUCUGAUUGUUUCAAAUGCAACAGCUGCAAAAGGCAUGUCCACAAGGACUGUGUUAUCAGGUAUGGGAAUUCUGCACCUUGGUCUUAUUCGUCUAGGGACGAAGAACAAGUAGUAGAAGAAGAAGAAGUAGGGGUAAAGUCGGGAUUUUCGGUUUGUAUAGAUUGUUGGGUUCCAACAUUCUUUAGGAAAUCAAUUGGGGUUUGUAAAAAGCAUGUGUUGAAGACACAAAAUUAUACUAGUAGUUAUGUUAAACCAUUUGAAGAAAUUAGUAACUUUGAAGCCAAAAAGACAGUUGUACUGGCGCUGGAAGCGCAGUAUAAGACUUUGCGGAAGGCUGUCGUGGCAAAAAAUGCCAUGAACAUGGCUAAGAAUGCAUCGGAAUUAGUUGCUUCCAAGAAGGAUAAGGAUAAAGUGUUGCUGAAAAGCAGUAGUAUAAGCAGUGAUGAUACUAAUGAAACUGAGGUUGUAAAUGACGCAGAAUUGGCGUUUCAAUUGCAUCGCGCCAUGAACAGCUCGCCACGAACUUCAAGAACCUUAUGCCCUACGAAUUCCAGCUAUGUGGAUGCUCCAGAAAUGCUGGAAUCAAGUAAUGUGUCCUGUAAUUUGUUAGAGUUGGGCCAGACUCUCUCUAAUGAUUCAGGUGAGAGGCUUAAGGUGUACUCUCGCACUAGGUUAAAGGGAAAAGUUGGCCAGACUAGUUCAGAGACCCAGCCUUGUGUUAUAGUGUACUCUCGCACUAGAUUAAAGGGAAAAGUUGGCCAGACUAGUUCAGAGACCCAGCCUUGUGUUAUAGUGUACUCUCGCACUAGAUUAAAGGGAAAAGUUGGCCGAACUAUUUCAGAGACCCUGCCUUGUGUUACAGUGUACUCUCGGACAAUGUUGAAGGAAAAAGUUGGCAAGACUACUUCAGAUGGCCCUCCUUGUGUUAUGGUGUACUCUCGCACUAGAUUAAAGGGAAAAGUUGGCCGAACUAUUUCAGAGACCCUGCCUUGUGUUACAGUGUACUCUCGGACAAUGUUGAAGGAAAAAGUUGGCAAGACUACUUCAGAUGGCCCUCCUUGUGUUAUGGUGUACUCUCGCACUAGGUUGAAGGAAAAAGUCGGCCAGAUUAGUUCAGAGGCCCCACCUUGUGUUAUAAUGAAGGAGCAUGGUUCUUGUGUUGAUUCUGAUUGUUCAAAAGCUGAGUUACUUACUUACAAGCGGAGCAGACUAAAGAGGAAGAUGUGCGAAGAAAGGGUUGGUUUAUCUGACCUUAUUAAAGCGGAGCAAAAUCUUGGUGAUGACUGUAGAGAUUUUUGUGGUCUUCAAGUUUCUCAACGAGAAGGUUCACAGCAUAACUUGCAUUUGCGGGAUUCUAUCACCUUGUGCCCCUUGAGUUCUGAUGGAGAUAAUACUGUUGGCGAGAUUUGUGCAAAAAAUACAAUGCAGGCCGAAAGCUGCAAUGCGCAGGAGGACCGCUGUUUGUUAAAGUACAGCAAAAGGAAAAAAUGCUCUGAGCCUGUGUCAGAUGUGCAUGAAGAUACGUUUCCUUGUCCAACCCCUGAUCCCGGCAUACCUACAAAUUGGCCCGUGGAAUCCAGGACAUCAUCAAAUGUCUGACAUUUGAGCUAGUACUUGCGUUAGUGGUUCUUCGCCAGAAGUCUGAAUUAUACAGGAAACUACACCUGUGAAUAACUACCCGAUAUCAGAUACUGUAGUGUAAUGUAGAUGAAUUUUUUUUCUUCAUAAAGAGUACAUUGCCUGGAAAGUUGCAAUCUGUGUUGUUUAAGUUACAGACGGUCAUGAAGUGAAUUUUGUAUGUGCUUGUGCU